Messenger RNA from Rotaria socialis, 639 nucleotides. The record is from the annotation of a GenBank genome assembly. NCBI's taxonomy places the organism in Eukaryota, Metazoa, Rotifera, Eurotatoria, Philodinida, Philodinidae.
AUGCUUGAUCAUGAUACGUUAUCUCUAAAACAACGUGCAAUGAAAACUAAAAAGCCUCGUAAAAAUUCAAUUCGCUCUAACAAAACUGCAUCGAUUGAUCGUAGUUCAAGUGAUAAAGAAAAUAAUGUAUCAAAUCCACCGAAUCCUUCGAAAAAUAAAACAAAGAAAAAACCGGCUCGAUCAAAUUUAUCGGCUAAUUCACGUACACAAUUCAAGAAAAAACAAAAUAAAACUUCAUUGAAAAAUGUUGUAAAAUCACCACAAGGCAAUAUUAUCAAAAAGAAAAAUCUAAUUGUUAAUAAACCAAUAAUUUCUCACGCAAUCGAUACAUUUGGUUUAACACCAAUCUUAUCCAUUGAAGAACGUGUUAAAUUACGUCGAACAAAACAAUUCAUUGCAACACCAAUUAAACCUGUAUUAAAUAAAAAACUUCCAAUCAAUAAUGUUAAAAAACAAAUAGAUUCAUCAAAAGCACCAAAGAAACCUGAAAUAAAUAAAAAAUCUCAACUUGAUAAUAUUGAAAAACGAAUAAAUUCAUCGGAAACAACAAUUAAAUCGAAAAAGUUUUUUCUUGGAUCGGGUCUUGAUCUCGAUAAUAUCGUUCUUGGUAAUCGUCAGCGACGUUCGAUAAAAACAUAA